Molecule: messenger RNA, 3547 nt
Organism: Anguilla anguilla (European eel)
Lineage: Eukaryota; Metazoa; Chordata; Actinopteri; Anguilliformes; Anguillidae
Gene: egln2
Product: egl-9 family hypoxia-inducible factor 2
Exons: 5
Coding region: 27-1583 (518 amino acids)
Biological process (GO): peptidyl-proline hydroxylation to 4-hydroxy-L-proline; cellular response to hypoxia
Cellular component (GO): nucleus; cytoplasm
Molecular function (GO): peptidyl-proline 4-dioxygenase activity; ferrous iron binding; L-ascorbic acid binding
Source: RefSeq, a predicted model, not a curated record
GCGCAUCUAACACUAGACGAGAUGAAAUGGAGAGCUUUGAACACACGGACCUUAUAAACAAAAGCUCUUCGCACGGAUCAGAGAGCCGCUCUUCCUCGCAGCAGAAAAACGGUGACAGAGAUCUCCUUGUCCGCGGCUCUGAUACACAGCCACGACCGAGCAUGGGAUUGAACGCGCCAGGAGGAACCGCCACGGCGGCGGAGCUGCUCGUCGACCUGGCCUCUAAAACGACCGGCCCUGGAUUAGCAGUUAUUAAGAAACAAGUGAAGACAGGUCUACCACUUUACCACAGCAGUGUCCUGUCCCCUGCCGCCACCGCUAAAGGCAGCUGCCAUGGUGGUUUGGCGCAGACGCCCAACGGCUACGUGAACGGAGUGGCGGAGAUGCCGAGUGGCCUCAUGCAACCCCUGAGCAGCGCGAGGGAAAAUGGGGACAGCCUCCUACACAACACAUUUGAGCCUUUGAUGAAACGAGGGAAGGCAGAGCUGUGUUUCAGGCAGCCACAGAACCAGCGAAGAAGAAGCAGGGAGAAUGAGGACUCGGAUCUGCUAGCAGCAGUCGGGUCUGGGGCUGUCAAUCGGGGGAUUCACAGACCUGGGGAGCUGCCAGUCGUCGACUGUAAGAGGCGACGGGUGGAGGACAACCAGCACAGAGCAGGUUCCCGAACGGCGAAGGAACCGGUGCCUCAAUCAGCCGUCGUCGAUGGCAACGGGCUUCUUGGCAACCCGCUGCCCGACAGCCACAGGCUUUACCACGGCAACCAAAAAGCGGUGGGCGACUCAAGGCCCCCACCGGACUCCGCCCCUCCGGGACAGAAGACGUGCACGUCGCCGACGGAGGCCCCGCCCAUCCCGCCGCCGGCGGCCGGCUGGUCGCCGGAGCGCUUCGCCCAGCAGUACAUCGUGCCCUGCAUGAAGUACUACGGCAUCUGCCUGAAGGACGGCUUCCUGGGGCCGCGGCUGGGCGAGCAGGUGCUGGAGGAGGUGGAGACGCUCAACCAGAGCGGCAAGUUCCGGGACGGCCAGCUGGUCAGCCAGCGUGCCAUCCCGUCCAGCAACAUCCGCGGCGACCGGAUCGCCUGGGUGGAGGGGCGGGAGCCGGGCUGCGAGGGCAUCGGGGCGCUGAUGGCGCACAUCGACGAGGCCGUCAUGCACAGCAGCGUGAACGGCCAGCUGGGAGACUGCGUCAUCAACGGCCGCACCAAGGCCAUGGUUGCGUGUUACCCUGGCAACGGGACGGGCUACGUGCGCCAUGUGGACAACCCCAACGGGGACGGGCGCUGCAUCACCUGCAUCUACUACCUGAACAAGAACUGGGACGUGAAGGUUCACGGGGGCCUGCUGCAGAUCUACCCAGAGGGGCGGAGCGUGGUGGCCAACAUCGAGCCCGUCUUCGACCGCCUGCUCAUCUUCUGGUCGGACCGCCGGAACCCCCACGAGGUCAAGCCUGCCUUCGCCACACGCUAUGCUAUCACAGUCUGGUACUUUGACGCCAAGGAGCGAGCUGAAGCCAAAGAGAAGUACCGAUUGGCAACCGGACAGAAAGGUGUUCAAGUGCCUGUCACUUCAAGCGGCAAGUGUUAACUGGCUGGAAGCGGUCAGUCCCAGGGGUGUGUUUUUUUGAACAUGUAUGUGCCUACCUGCGCUGCUAUUGGACGAGCUAAUGAGGGGAGCCACGCAGAGACCAGCCUGCUCCAUCCCACGCGGUCUCAACGCAUUAAAGCCCCGCCUCCCCCUCCUGCUUGGCCCCCCCUCCAGGUCGGCCCAUGCAAGGGCGCCCCUGGCCACGUGAUUGAGUCAUAAAGGGGGAGAGAGCGGGGACUCCUGUGGCCCCCCCCCCCCAUACAGUGGAAGGAACAGAAAGCUCCUCCUAUUUCAGCAAGGCCCAAUCCUGGACAUGCUUGCCUUGCACCCGAUGCUGUGGGUGGCUGCUGACGGCAGUAGGGGGGGGGGGGUGUGGUGACAUUGACUUGUACAUUUCAAUCUCAGCCUACCCCUCCAAGAUCCUCAAGAAAGACUCAAACGUCCUGCCCCUGGUAACCCGCUCCUAUAUUUGCCAGGCUACGGACAUGGAGGAGCUGCUGUUUUUGGGCUGUCCACAGGGGGCGCCAUUGCGGAGUGACAUCCACCCGCCGAGCAGCGGUGCCGUGGUCCCUGAUCCUUUCCCAGCGGAGGGACAUCCCGUUCAGGCCGUCGCUCAGGGGGAAGUGGACUUCGCUCACGACGGCUUUAUCUCCGCCUCUGAUUGGACGUUUGCGGCGGGGCCACUCCCUCCAGCCUGGUCAGCGGCGGCCGAGGAGCGGACGGCGGCUUCUGCGUGGAUCGGAGAGCGAGGGCUCCCGCGUCACAUGGUGUACAGAGAUCCACGGCGCGAUACAAGAAGUGCUUUUCAAUCUUUUCAAAAAGUUUCUUUUGUCUUUUUUUUUUCUUUGACUGCUAUGCUUGAGCUAGGUUACUAAACAGUGCGUUCUCCAAGGACUGUGCACAGCCGCUUGGACGUUUUCCCUUCUGAAAGCGUGCGGGCUUUUUGGACGUAGCCAUGUUUACUCACGCGCACAGGAGCACAGGCGCUCGCGCUCGCUGACUGCUGAUUGGGCGGUGCGGGGGUUGGAGGGGGCGUUGGGUCGAGCCACUGUGCUUGCCUGUGCGUGUGCGUGUGUGUGUGUGUGUGCGUGUUUGUGUGUGUGCGUGCGUGCAUGCACAUGUAUGUACGUCCGUGUGUGUGGAAAAGUGUGAGACGGAGAGCGAGACAGGUCCCUGGAGUGCGCUAGCUUUGCUUUCUCUGCUCAGACACUGUAUGCCUUCUUGUAGAGGAAGCUCUGAGGCUGCGGAGCUCAGCGCUUGUGCUGUGUCAGGUUUCAGGGCCUGACUUCCAGCCUCCAGCCCUUUUCCGGCUGCUCGUAUGAUUCCCAAUCGGUAACCAGGGUCAAAAGGUUCUCUUUACCAGCGCCUGGAGCUAGUGCCCAAACCUGUACCUGUUCUCCAGUCCUCUUGUGGGUCGCGAGUGCUCAAAUGCAUUUAACCCUCUGAAGAGUAGGUCUUUCAAAGUGUUUUUUUUUUUUUCAAAGUCCUAAGUCAGUGUUCUAGUACUCCUUUGCAUUCGGUUACCAGUAGUGAUUAUUGCAUCAGCAUUAGAAUGUUCAGCUAAGAACAUUCUAAUCACAUAUUUGUGAUGUCACACCUUAAAGGGGUAUUUCACUUUGGUAUAACACAAGUAACACAAGUCGUUUUGUGAAGCUUUGUAUUUGCGUAGCGUGAAUACUAGCAACAUCAGAUGUCUGCGCACACGUUUCUGUUAGUGGCAGCACCGCUCCUCCUGGUUUUCCAGGUACCCAUUCACUCCCAUUCAUUUCCGCGACCUCGCCGAAAUACGGAAUACUACGGAGGAUAAUAGGUUGAUAGAAGAGAGUACUAACGUCAUAAGGUCCAAGGUUUUUUGAAUAUCUGGUGUAUUUUCAACACUUUAUUGCCUUGAAAACGUUGUGUUAUUUUAACUAAGCGAUGUAUCCUUGAGCACGAUAACAUAUUCACAUGGGCGCAUGCAUUUU